Molecule: messenger RNA, 1530 nt
Organism: Photinus pyralis (common eastern firefly)
Lineage: Eukaryota; Metazoa; Arthropoda; Insecta; Coleoptera; Lampyridae
Source: RefSeq, a predicted model, not a curated record
UUACUGCAGGGCGUUUAUUUAUUAAAGUACAUUUAUUUAUUUAUUUAUUUAUUCAUGUUCAUGUUAGGGUGCAAAGCACUUACAAUUGUCAAAAAAGGUUUACAUGUAAAAGUGUGUAUAACAUAAGUCAAAAAUGGAAGAAACAAACAAUAAUACAUUAACACUAAAUCACACUACUAACUUACAUCUAACAUGUUUGUAAGUUUCGCAUGAUCCCCAAAUUCAUCCAGGGUGUAAAAAGCAUGUUCAGUUAGGAAUUUUUAACGACACAUUUAAAUUUGGUAUGGUAUUCGGUAAUUCCUUGAUAUGAACAGAAAUAAGAUUAGCAAGACUUAUAUCAUUAUAAAGAGAAAGAUUUGUCCUUUUUAAAAAUAUCAAAGCCAACUAUAACUACCAUUUUAAAAAUUUAAGUUUGUAUUAUAUCUCAAACACUUGGAUUGUCGCCCAUUUCUUGGAAAUUUAGGGGGUAAGGCCAUGGAAUGAUCCCGGUGCUGUCCGAGAAGUACCCACAAACGGGAACAUCCUCGAGUGCGUCAGGAUAAAUAAGGAUGGAGACUGCCUGUUUGGAGCGAUUGGGCAUCAACUGAGGGGAUUCCCAGUGACAUCAGAACCUCACAGGAAAUUAACAUCACAUUCCAUCAGGGAAAACCUGGAAGAUUUCCCCCACAGUUGAUAGGAAACGUAGUGAAACUAGAACCCGGUAUGAACAAUAUGCCAAUAUGGAGGAAAAUAUCGAAGCAUACCUCAGGGACCACAGAAAGCAGGGAUUCUGGGGAGGAUACGAGUCACUGGUGGCGGCGGCCAGUACGUACAACAGUGAGAUAGCGGAUUACGAGGAAGGAGAGGGAAGCAUGUUAUAGAACCAAGAGCAACAACGGGAGCCACAGGUCACUGCCACUUAGCAUACAGAUUAGGGAGUAGCAAUGCCCGGAACCACUAUGAUAGCGUGAUGCGGGCAGAAAACUUGAUAGGGAGGUAGAAGAGGAAGAGGAGGAAUACCGACGAACGCGAGUGUUAGGCGAAUACGAAGAAGCGAGAGGAGCCGCUGCCCCUAACGAAUACAGUCUUAGUAUGGUAUCCGGAAAGAGUGCCUCGCAGAGGAGAAGAUAAAACCAGGAUAGGAGCCAAGAUAUAGAAGGAGACAGCAGCAUGAGGGUAACCACGUUGAAUGUGCAAGGGGCAAGCGACCCAAGGAAAAGGCAGCUAAUUGACGAUUAAUUAAGGAAACAAGGAAUAGAUGUAGCCAGUCUACAGGAAACCAAACUAGCAAGUGGGAUGGCUGCGACAAGGAACUACGACUGGUGGAUAGAUGGAGGGAAGAAGGAGAGAACCAGCAGGGGUACGGCAAUCGUAAUAAAGAAGUGCCGAGGCAUUGAGGUAGAGAAAUUUGAAGAAAAAAGCGAGAGUAUAUCCAGCACAAGCGACCAAUUACAACUACCGACACUACUGGCGUACGCGGACAACCUACUCGUAAUCGCGAAUAAGUUAGAAGACAUUGAGGACUUCGUCCAAACCAGCGAGGUAUACCUG